This is a messenger RNA of Mixia osmundae IAM 14324, 615 nucleotides long. RefSeq lists its product as uncharacterized. The record is from RefSeq and is a predicted model, not a curated record. NCBI's taxonomy places the organism in Eukaryota, Fungi, Basidiomycota, Mixiomycetes, Mixiales, Mixiaceae. The transcript has a single exon. Bases 95 to 442 code for a protein of 115 amino acids.
GUGGGUGUGCGCAGGCUUGCGGUACAUCGUCUGACAGCAUGUCGUGCAGCUGUGCCUUCUUCAACACCCCUCGAGGCUGCAAGUUCGGCACGAGAUGCAUCAAGUCUGUCCUCUUCAAGCCGCAAAUCGACUGAGCUCAUGCCGGCUCGUCGCAGCCAGCACAUCCGUUCGAGUGCCGCGACUGGUGCUGCAGCGACUGGCACCGUCGAGUAAGCUCUCAUCACUUGCCUUGCCUCAGUCUCUGCUGACGGUCAUCCGGGACAGCCCUGCUGCCAUACGGACCGACUGGAGUUCAGAGAAGCCUCUCUGGCCUCUCUCUGCCUAUGGGCCCACAAAGCAUGCACCCACUCUCAUUAGCGACGUCGAGCACUCGCCCGAAGAGAUCAGGCUCGAGUUCUACCAAGCUCGCGCGCAGAACGCUCCUCACUUGAUCGUACGCUAGCGUCCAUCUCCUUCAUCGCCGUCAGCACUGAUCGCAGUCGAGCAGAGAGAGGCAGCUCUGAUACAACAAGCUGAUACGCUCACCAAGCAAGUCCUAGCGAACACCGACGCAGUCGCCCAAAAAGCAAACGAGUCGCUCGCGUCAACUCGCCCAAGUCAGCCUACCUCAGGCGG